Achroia grisella is the source of this 548-nucleotide messenger RNA. RefSeq lists its product as uncharacterized. The transcript has a single exon. Lineage: Eukaryota; Metazoa; Arthropoda; Insecta; Lepidoptera; Pyralidae. The annotation marks the transcript as partial. Gene Ontology annotation, molecular function: DNA binding. The record is from RefSeq and is a predicted model, not a curated record.
GAACGUCUAGAGCAUCUAGAUGCUGUUAUAAAGAGAGACGAACAGAGAGAUUGCACCACUGGCAACGAGAAUGAAGAAGAUGAUAACUGGAUGAGUGAAGUGUUUAUAGGCGUUGAUGAGGGUAAAGAGGAAAUACCCAGCAAAAGACCCAAAUAUGACGUGUUAAAUUUGGCCAAAGAAGAUCAAACAGUGCUGGAUGAAAGCUUGAACGAUAGCAAUAUGGUGACCCUCCUAGCCAAUCUGAUACACAAAGAAGAAGAUGAAGAUAGAGCGUUCUUCAAAUCAAUCACUCCAGCAGUUAAAACUCUGUCUCAAGAUGCUAAAUUAGAGUUUAGGAUAAUGGUCAUGAAAAUUCUGAAAGGUUUAAAAAAGAAGCAGGGACUUGUUAAAAGGGAACCGUCUACAUAUAGUGAUAGUGAAUAAAUAGCACUUUUUUGUAAUUGAAAUAUCUAUGCAGUUGUUAUGACGUUCCUAGAUGCUGUUAUAAAGUGUGACGAACAGAGAGAUUACACCACUGGCAACGAGAAUGAAGAAGAUGAUAACUGGAU